Molecule: messenger RNA, 1835 nt
Organism: Aplysia californica (California sea hare)
Lineage: Eukaryota; Metazoa; Mollusca; Gastropoda; Aplysiida; Aplysiidae
Product: elongator complex protein 4
Exons: 11
Coding region: 508-1701 (397 amino acids)
Biological process (GO): tRNA wobble uridine modification
Cellular component (GO): elongator holoenzyme complex; transcription elongation factor complex; cytoplasm
Source: RefSeq, a predicted model, not a curated record
UAAACACGUUUUUCACGUUACUUUCGUGCUCAGACGCUGCUGACAGUUGAAUAUUGGGUCAUUCGUUUAUUUAAAAAAAUAUAUCAGUUGUAAUGUCUUAAGAAAUCUACGUCGUUAUAAUAUUCAAAUAGAUCUAGAUCUAGAAUCGUGACUCGCUCGUGAGUCGUUUCAUUUUGGCUACGCACGGCUUUCACUUCGCUUUCUAACAACACUGAACUGAAGUUUCUCGUCCCGUGGCAGACGUGGUGGUGUCUGAGGAAAAAAGUUGACUGAAAACAAAAAGCUGUGUGAAGUAUUUCAUGCCGUUCACCCAGACCCAACAAGGUCUAAUCUAGAUUUGUAGGUCUAGAAAUCUAGAUAUCUAGAUCUAGUAUUCUGAGACCGACGCAUCAACCGAUAGAGGGGAAGGCAAUCCCUUGUCUUGUAGGCCUUGUUUCCAGAUUCCAGGUGCUCCUUCAAACUCCCUGCUUUUUUAUUGGCAGUCUCACUCAUCACUCAGAUCCAGUCAUGACAAGCUUCCAAAAGAAAGCCAGAAUCAAAGUUGGUCAGAUUGCUGGGACUCGACCAUCUUUGUACAGCAACCAGUUGCUUGUGUCGACAGGCAUUCCUUCUCUGGACAAUGUCAUAGGUGGAGGACUGGCUGUUGGCACAGUCAUGCUAGUGGAGGAAGACAUAUUUGGGAGCUAUGCCAGGUUGAUGUUGAAAUACUUCACGGCCGAGGCUAUUGUCUCUGAUCAGACGGUCCUCCUGGCCAGCAGGCAGGAGUCUCCGGAGCAACUAGUUCAAGAAUUGCCAGCCCCAAUUGAAAUGGGUUUGAGGUCAGGGCCAGCAGGUGCUUCUGCGAUCUCCCCAUCCCCAAAGGCAAUAGCAAGCGGUGCAAAGAAAAAGCCGGAUGGACCUGAUGAGGAAAAAAUGAAGAUAGCUUGGAGGUAUCAAAGCCAACCCAAAGUGCAGAGCACACCAACAUCAGGCGUACAGUUUGGUCACUAUUAUGAUCUCACAAAAGUCAUGGAUCAGAACACUGUGGAAGCAGCUCAACUUUUCUAUGCGUCUAGUCAGGACAUACCAUUGGAGAGCUCAUCAGGAGCCUUGAGGAACAAGAGCUAUUGUAGGCUGCUGCAGGAUGUCCAUCAAAGAAUACAAGAGGGCUGCUUUGGAACGGGGCAGAAAACGGCAAAAAGAAGUAUACUUCGUCUGGGUAUUCAUAAUUUGGGAUCGCCGUUAUGGGGAGAGAAUGGGGGUUUGAAUCCAUCCGGUGAUGGUCACGACCCGUCAUUAACACAGUUUUUCCUGGCUCUUCGAGCGAUGCUUAGAUCUGCUCUUGCUGUUGCAAUGGUUACUGUGCCAACACAUCUAUUCCAUGACAAAGGCUACAAACGUCGGCUAGAGAGAAUGGCAGAUACUGUGAUACGCCUGGAGAGCUUCGCGGGUUCUCCGAAAGAGAAGAAUCCAGCGUUUAAGGAGUACCAUGGUCUUCUCCACCUGGUGCAACUGCCCCGGCUCAAUUCUCUGAUCCCUGCCCAGCCGGAGACUACCGAUCUUGCUUUCAAGCUCAGGAGGAAAAAAUUCACCAUAGAAAAACUACACCUCCCACCAGAGCUGGCAGACACAACUGGUAGAUCGCAAGACGACGACAACCCGCUGACAUCAAAAGUUAUGAUUGGGUGCAGCUCAUCGGAAUCCUCAAAGUUGUCUUUCUGAUGGAUGGAGAUUGUUCUGUGGUGUCAGUGUCUUUUAGUUUUAGUAGAGGCUUUACAGCGCUCGCAACUGCAUAAGGUCAUAUGAGUGCCAGAAGAUUAGAGGUGUUACAAGAAAGUAACAAACAUAAAAAAGAA